AGAUUAGACUAGCUAUCCAUGUACCCACUGCCAUGGACAACUUGACCCUGGCUGCCUGUGCUGCCUUCCUCACCGCUGCUGCUGUGUUGGGCUCGAUGGCUUGGCUCGGCCAUGUGGUACAGAAGAAGAGCUUGACGUCUCAUCAUGUGCCUCACAAGGUUUCAGAACACGCUGUUCUCUGGCUCCAAGCAGCUGAAUUGGGAGACACACAAACGCUCCGGCAAGAGGUGCAAAUGCGUCCAGAACUCCGGGAAGCGUGCAAUGCGAAGGGUGAGACUGCCUUGAUUCUGGCAGCCCGCUUGGGACACUUGUCUGCCUGCAAGCUAUUGGUUUCCUUGCGCGCAGAUGUCGAGGCCACAGACAGCAGCGGCGGCACUCCUUUGACUCACGCAGCGCAUGGGAAGCAUAAAGAAGUUUGCCAGCUGCUAUUGGAUCAUGGCGCCGACAUUGAGGCCAUUGACUGUGGUGUGAGAAGCACUGGUUGUUUCGUACAAUGAGAGGAAAAGGAAUGCGCGCCGAAGCCGGACAUUUGCCGAUUCAGAAACCAACCGAACAGGAAACUACGAUUCAGAAACCAAAAUAGCCGAUUCAGAAACUACAAUUUUAAAGAAAAUGGACGAUUCAGCAACCACGAUUCAGAAACCAA
Molecule: messenger RNA, 646 nt
Organism: Durusdinium trenchii
Lineage: Eukaryota; Dinophyceae; Suessiales; Symbiodiniaceae
Source: the annotation of a GenBank genome assembly